This is a messenger RNA of Zasmidium cellare ATCC 36951, 552 nucleotides long. RefSeq lists its product as uncharacterized. The record is from RefSeq and is a predicted model, not a curated record. The transcript has a single exon. Lineage: Eukaryota; Fungi; Ascomycota; Dothideomycetes; Mycosphaerellales; Mycosphaerellaceae. Bases 1 to 552 code for a protein of 183 amino acids.
AUGGCCCUCGACGACGCCGGCGCCGAGUCACGAUUGCUCGCGCUCGUCCCGGAACUGAGAAAUCGCAUCUAUCGGUACACGCUCGUGGAACCCACGCCAAUACGUGUCGGCGUAGACGCACCACUCCCUACCGAGCCAGGAAUGCUUCGAGUCUGCCGCCAGAUUAGAGCUGAGGCAAAGGCCAUCUAUUUAAAGGAGAAUACCUUCGACUUCGAGAUUCCCGGCUUCAACAUCGCCAAGUACCUGCGGUGGAGCAGACUGUCACGGGCGCACAGACGCUCAAACGUCAAACUCACAAUGCACGCUACGGUCGCACCUCCACAGAACUGGCAAAACCUGUUGGUCUGGCUCAAAGCAUUCAGCGACCGCGAAGUAAGGGCUCGUCCUGGCACGGGCCCUAAUGCGGCUGCAUUUUGGCUAGUGGCAGCUCACAUGCAUGCCUUUGUGUACCGCGCCAGAGAUGCUGGGAAUCUUUCAUGGGAGGAGGUUGAAACAUCGCUUGAGUGCAUGCGAAAGAUAGCGGCUGUCAGCGAUCCAGCUUGGAAAACAUGA